GCGACAGGACGUUCUUGUCCCCCGCGCCUGCGCAGUCGCACGGAGCUUUGUUAUUUGGUUUCAGUAUGGCGCUUAGCAAAACGUUUGGACAAAAACCGGUCAAAUUUCAGCUCGAGGAGGAUGGAGACUUCUACAUGAUCGGAUCGGAGGUGGGAAACUACCUCCGCAUGUUCAGAGGCUCCCUGUAUAAAAGAUACCCGUCGUUAUGGAGAAAACUGGCUUCAGUAGAAGAGAGGAAGAAGAUCGUGGAGUCAUCACACGAUCACGGAUACACUCAGCUCGCCACCAGCGUGACUCUGCUGAAGGCUUCAGAGGUCGAGGAGAUCCUGGAGGGGAACGAUGAGAAGUACAAAGCGAUCUCCAUCAGCACCGAGCCCCCCGCCUACCUCAGGGAACAGAAGGCGAAGAGGAACAGUCAGUGGGUUCCCACGCUGCCCAACAGUUCUCACCACCUGGACGCCGUGCCGUGUUCAACCACCAUCAACCGCAGCCGCCUGGGCCGGGACAAGAAGAGGACCUUCCCCCUGUGCUUUGACGACCACGAUCCAGCUGUGAUCCACGAAAACGCCACUCAGUCUGAAGUUCUGGUUCCGAUCCGUCUGGACAUGGAGAUCGAGGGACAGAAGCUGAGAGACGCUUUCACCUGGAAUAUGAACGAGAAGCUGAUGACGCCUGAGAUGUUCGCUGAGAUCCUCUGUGACGACCUCGACCUCAACCCGCUGGCCUUCGUCCCCGCCAUCGCCUCGGCCAUCCGACAGCAGAUCGAGUCGUACCCGACAGACAGCAUCCUGGAGGACCAGGCGGACCAGCGGGUCAUCAUCAAGCUGAACAUCCACGUGGGGAACAUCUCUCUGGUGGAUCAGUUCGAGUGGGACAUGUCAGAGCGGGAGAACUCUCCGGAGAAGUUUGCUCUGAAGCUGUGCUCCGAGCUCGGCCUGGGCGGAGAGUUUGUAACCACCAUCGCCUACAGCAUCCGAGGUCAGCUGAGCUGGCACCAGAGGACGUACGCCUUCAGUGAGAACCCGCUGCCCACAGUGGAGAUAGCCAUCAGAAACACGGGAGACGCUGACCAGUGGUGCCCCCUGCUGGAGACGCUGACAGACGCAGAGAUGGAGAAGAAGAUCAGGGAUCAGGACAGGAACACCAGGCGAAUGAGGCGACUUGCGAACACGGCGCCCGCCUGGUAGAAUCACAGCUGCAGCGCCCCCUGCGGGAUCAGUGCUCGUCUGAUUGAGGUAUGACUCUUGUCAACACCGGCAAACUUAAGACGUCUUCCAUCAUGUUCCGGACGUCUUUUUCUGCUGGUUUCUCAGUCAGACGUCCACUGUGUGUGUUUCUGAUUUGAUUCUUAUUAAUGUUAAUAUCAUGUUCUGUUUGAGUAGAAAUCCUCCCUCCCUCCCCUCCUCCACGUGUUUCCCUCCCGACCCUCGGCGUGGAGAAGCUGCUCCCUCACUUUGACCACUGACUCUGUUUAAUGACCACAGAGGGAGAAGAAGAACACACACCAGGCUCAGAUAAUAUAUUGUUCUGUUGUAUUUGUUGUCUUUUUGUACAUUUUAAUAAUUCUUACAAAAUAAAAAAAAAGUGAACGAG
Messenger RNA from Labrus mixtus (cuckoo wrasse), 1593 nucleotides. RefSeq names its product SWI/SNF related, matrix associated, actin dependent regulator of chromatin, subfamily b, member 1a (gene smarcb1a). The transcript has 9 exons. Gene Ontology annotation, molecular function: transcription coregulator activity. The record is from RefSeq and is a predicted model, not a curated record. The coding region runs from base 66 to 1187 and encodes 373 amino acids. Lineage: Eukaryota; Metazoa; Chordata; Actinopteri; Labriformes; Labridae. Gene Ontology annotation, biological process: regulation of transcription by RNA polymerase II; chromatin remodeling. Gene Ontology annotation, cellular component: nuclear chromosome; nucleus.